Daphnia carinata is the source of this 2310-nucleotide messenger RNA. RefSeq names its product probable E3 ubiquitin-protein ligase MGRN1 (gene Mrgn1). The transcript has 8 exons. Lineage: Eukaryota; Metazoa; Arthropoda; Branchiopoda; Diplostraca; Daphniidae. Gene Ontology annotation, cellular component: cytoplasm. The coding region runs from base 142 to 1830 and encodes 562 amino acids. Gene Ontology annotation, molecular function: ubiquitin protein ligase activity. The record is from RefSeq and is a predicted model, not a curated record. Gene Ontology annotation, biological process: protein ubiquitination.
UACAGUGUCCUGGAAUUUUUGGGAAAGGUUACUAUAGUGCAUUGUAAUUAAAGUUUAAGGCUUCACGUAAAAAACAUUAUUCUCGAAAAAUCAGUUCAAAAAGAGUAUCGCUCAGUGAUUCAAUAAAGCCAGUAUUGCAUAAUGGGAAUAUUUGCCAGUCGAAGUGGCGUUGUCACCGAGGACGUGACUGACCAGUCCUCUAACAUCAACCCUUUGAUGUAUCGUUAUCCUCCCAAGCAAGGGAAUUAUUUUUCAAGUUAUUUCAUCAUGGGAGGAGAAAGGUUUGAUGUCCAGCAACCAGAAGCUUAUUUGUUUGGAGAUAAUUCAGAUCUUAAUUUCCUCGGGAAUCGACCUGUUCCUUUUCCAUAUUCAGCACCCCAAACUAAUGAGCCAACAAAGACUUUAAGAGCCCUGAUUAAUGUGAGGAAAGAAUCUGUACGAUUUUUACGUACAGCACCAGCUUCAGACAGAGGAGAAGACCCAUCAUACACAGUUGAAUUUGUAUUUGAUUCAGAUGUGUCCUGUUCAGUUACCAUAUACUUUGGUUGUGCGGAAGAAGUGUUGGCACGGGGAGUCCGCUAUGUGUCAAGGAGUGGCUGUCCUCCGGAAACUUUCCAUUAUAAACCAGGGGCUGGCCAACUUUUUAGCCAGCCUACAGUUAUGUGGAGCCCAUGUAAUAUUCAACAACCCCAGAUUCAAGUUCAGACCAGCAUUAAUACAUCUGGCCAGUGGACGACCAGAAUAGCAGAUAACUCUCCAGGCACAGAAAAUGACAUAAUACCUGUAGUCAUAGUGUGUGAAGCUGAGGAAGGGGAUGAUCCGAAACAACAUCAAGCUACGUAUUGCCUGAUAGAACAUUCAUCAGAUGCAUCUUAUGUACUAAAAGCUUUGAAACAAAAAUUGUAUGUUGACAAUUUAGCUUAUCUGCUUCAGGACAUUUACGGCAUUGAAAACAAACUAGUACAUCAUAGGGAAUCUGAUGAACCAGAAGUUGAAACUGAAGAGGAUGAUGGAUCAGUUUUAGACGAAGGUGAACCGGAAGACGACGAUGAAGGAGGAGGGGAGUGCGUCAUUUGCAUGUCCGAACCUCGGGACACCCUCAUUCUACCUUGCCGACACUUGUGCCUCUGUCAACUCUGCGCCGAUAGCUUGCGGUACCAAGCUAAUAAUUGCCCCAUUUGCAGGGCACCAUUUCGUGCACUCCUGCAAAUUCGGGCUUUGCGAAAGGUUCAGGGACCACCCACGGAAUAUACCCAGUUGGAUGACUGUGUUCCCAUGGGUUACGAAGCAAUUUCGCUGCUUGAGGCUCUGAAUGGUCUCACUGUCGCCCCUCGACGUCCUCGCCCUCGCCGUACCGUUAACCCCACCGUAGAACCUGUAGAGUCUGCAAGUAUAAACAAUCCUCCCCCUGGAGAAACCGUUAUCAAUGUCAAUGAAGACAGCAUUGGCCCAAUAUCUUCCACACUUUUGGAAGAAAUAGAAAACGAUAUCGUCCACGGAGAAUCUACUUCCGAAUCUUUCGUUGAAGCAGUCAAUACAUUUGGAAGCCGGAUGGGGUGGAACCGUAUGCAAAACGGCCGACGCUCGCUUGGAGCCGUUCCUGCUGAGAGUCCUUUAACCGUUGUUUCCAUAGGACAGGGUCCUCUUCGGCGAACACGUAGUGCUCAUACAAGGCGUCCUCUCACAACUCCAAAUGCCUCGUUGCUUGGACCUCGUGGUGCAACUUCACCUAGUUUACGUUCCAGUGGCGAUAGCUGCAGUUCAGCCGACUCCACUAGGCGGUUGGUUAAGCCAACCCCUUUAGCUAAUCUCCCUCAAGAAUUUGAUUAGAAAACAUCAGAAGCAUAACGUUGAUUCGGCAAGGCAGCAGAACGGAGGUUAACGCUGAAAGGAAAAAUCCAUAAAAACUGAAGAAAUUACGUAUUUCAACAGGCAGAAAAGACUGUUAUUUUACACGCCAUCUUAUAAGAGGUAUUGUUUCUGACUUGAUUAUUUAUCUUUUUCUGGUACCAAACUUAAUGAGAAGCGGCCAAAAAGAAAAAGUCUAUCAUUUUGGCCGAAUUUCUUCUCGAUCUAUCCAUCUCGUUUUAAUCAUGUUUAUAUCGUACUGUGGCACUUUACCCGACAAUAUGUCUACUUGGGCUUGUUUAUAUUUCGUUUUGAUUCGCUCCCUACUGUAUCGAAUCUCGCAAUGUUAUGAAUUUCUAUUCCCCACAUCCUCCCAACCAAUCAUCGCAUCACAUUUUUUACAUCAUGAAAUAUUAUAUAUACACCUUACAUUGGAAAUAAAACAAAAAUCGUCGCUGAAUG